Messenger RNA from Truncatella angustata, 1494 nucleotides. RefSeq lists its product as uncharacterized. The transcript has a single exon. The coding region runs from base 142 to 1299 and encodes 385 amino acids. The record is from RefSeq and is a predicted model, not a curated record. Lineage: Eukaryota; Fungi; Ascomycota; Sordariomycetes; Amphisphaeriales; Sporocadaceae.
CUCACUGGCGCCCAACCGAGACUAGAGCUACCAUCACAUACCCUCCAUUUCAGCGACCUCAAGGAUCUCGCGUGCUUCACUGGUCUCAUUUCACAAGAAGUGUCGGAGUCUCUUCACAGUUUGUCUGUUCAUGUCUCAUCUAUGUACAACGAGUAUUGGCCAUACUUUUGCAACAUUUAUCUUCGACCAUGGUCUCGUAUCACUUUAUCUGACUGGCUUCGUGACCCGUUGGACAAGACAGCGAACAUCACCUUUUACCACAACCAUACUACACAUGACCUUGCCGAUCCAACCGUUUCUGGAGACGAGGAAUGGCAUGGAUGGGGUGAGAGAACGGGUAGGCGCGAGAUUGCUGAGGCGUUGGCGAGUGAUUGGGUAGUCCCGAACAUUCAAAUCCAGAGCAGCUCUGGGAAUAGUUGGAGCACCAAAUUUCGUAUGUCUGCACUGAAUCAACGGGAAGGGGGCCCGCUGGAUCUGCGUUUAUCGUUCCCUCUGUUUCUCCACAGAGAAGAACUGCAGUCUCGUUAUUGCUUGGACAGCAUGAACGGCUGGGAAGAAGACCCUCGAGAUUGCCGUCUUAUAUCCAAUCCCCACUCAGAAUCGGAACAUCACAACCCAAAUUGGUUCGAUAGCAGGCGUUGGUUAUCAGAAAGACACGGUGAGAUGACGAUUGCAAAGCGGGAACAACGGAAAACCUUGCGACCAUUGUGGCAUGGGUGUGAAGACGGUGAUAACACGGCCGAGCAAGCUCUUUUGGAAGACGAGGAGGAGUGGCUUCAGCCCGGAAGUCCACAUUGCAUCUGUGAGAUGGAACAGCAACUCUGCCUAACGACUUGGCAGAUGAACGAAAUACUUGAGCUGAAAAUAUGGCUAAAAGCCCACGAGGGUCAAGGACAUGAGGACUGGCUGACGAAAUUGUGCCUUUUUGAGAAGUCAUUUCAGGAAAACUUCCUUGCGAAGAGAAGAGACGCACCUGGUCAUGUAGCACUUUUGCGCCAUGUACAUCCAUCAUUGCAGCAUAUGGACGACUGCCAAGGUCUCGAGAGCCUUGAUAUCGAUUUUUUCGGCGACGCGCUCAGUCCUGGGACUGCGAAGGAAAUUCAUACCACCGCGACCAGCAUUUUCCGCGACGGGUUGGUUGAGAGAUUCACGGGAAGAGAAUGGCGUGGGCGCGAGAACCUUGAACGUCCAGUUUCUGUGUUCUGGGAUAUUGGGCCACAUCCUGAACCAAAUUUUACUCGCUGGGCAGACCCGAAUCACAACAUGGACGGGUUGAAUAUGGAUGACCGAUGGCGCUGAAAAGGCGGUUCGAGCAGGGCGGGCUCGCAUGAUCACCAAAACUAUCUGCUGACAUUUCGAAAACGGUACUGCGUCACGAUGACCAAAGCAGAAAAGAAAUCGUGGGGGGCCAUGUUUGAGUGAAUACAUAAAUCAGCAGAUAUAUCUUCACUUUGCAGUUGGAUUAGUCUUCCCAUCUUCUAACAUGACGUGUAC